AUGUCCCAGCCGUCUUCGACGAGCUCGGAAUGUCUGUUGCCAUACAAAGACAGGGGUAUGAGAGAUCUUUCAGGCAUCCAACAGCAGUUUCAUUUGCAGGAACUCUCCACGCAGUCUCUGGAUAGGCCUGAAGGGCUUUCCGCACCUGCCAGGGACAGAUCUGUGGGCCACCCCAUGGGUAUUCCCAAGUCCAAGACCAUGAGCAGUCUACUGUCCUCUCCACGCGUUGCGACGCCUAGAAGACGCCUGCUUCAGCCUCUUGGCCCACCGCUUCCGAGAACUCAGACCUUGGGCAGCUUAUCAUGCUUCGGCCCUGCAAGCUUGACACCCUCGCCUAGGAAAGCCCCCUACGUUGCAAUGCCUUCAUUCCAUCGGCGCCAUGACACUAGCGAGAUAAACAUGACAGACGCUUUGCAGGAAAGUAGGAUGACGGAGAAAGAGGUGCAAAUGAUGAAACAGGUGCAAAGAGAGGCUGCUGCAAAUCGUACUCGUCUGAGAAACUCUUUCGGCAACUCUCCGCAAAAGGGCAAUUCUGGUCCUGACCGCAGCCAGAUCUCAGGCCCUCCGACCUCAAAGGGAAUCGAGGAUAUCGCUACCAUCAGGCUGCCGGCCAAUGAUAGUGGUAACGCUAGGCAUCUUGGAGGCUUCCAGAGGAGUUCACAUCAUGGACCUUUUCUGUUUGUCAAUUCGACCAUGGCGAAUUCGAAUGGUCCUGACGACGGCCCACCCACUACAACCACCGUCGGCAGCACCGCCAGCUCAUGCCAAAGCGAAGGAAUGAACCAUAUCAACCAGGUCUAUUCGGCGGAGAACUCACAAUACUGGACCGGUCGUUAUGUGUCGCUAUGCGAUCAUCUUCGAACGGAAGAGAUGAGCCAGGCGAAGAGCCUGUCGCCGUUGGACACGACCAACCGGAAAGCGGAACAUCUUCUCGAUAACAGGGAGAAGGAUCGAAUGAGGACUGCCCUCAACGAGCUUAAAGGGUCCUGUAGGACAAAGGAAGCGGUCGACAGCUUCGAGGACUUUGAGAUACAGUUGCUCAAGAAGUUCGGAGUAUCACGUCAAACACUCCACCGAACUGGUAACUUCUCAGUUGGCGAUAUCAAUCAUGACAGGAAGGAGAAAAUUCCAGGUCGCGCUGGGUUGAAGCCUGUGACGGGAUCGAAUGCACCGCAAUCGCCACGAAAUAGUUCGGCAACCACGAGUAGAAUCUCGAGUGUCAAUGCCGAAGCUGUCAUGAGUCUUCGAUCAAGCAAGUUUUAUGGCAACGGCGGUUUUGCGAAGAGCAAGACAACUGGCAAUCUGGCUUCUCUUCUUCCAACCAUACCAAAGAAGCAACCCGUUUCUACGUCCAGCUCUGCGACGAUGCCGAGUACUGAAGUGAAGACUUCGCUCAGGAGAAGGACAUCUUUCUUUGACCGCUCUCCCGAGACCCUGAACGAGUCACUGAAAUGUCGAAAAGAUCAGGCCGCACCGAGGGCAGUUGAGGCAUCCAGGAGGUCAACUCCUCGUUUCUCGUCUUUCGGGUUCCCCAAGAGCGAAAGCCAAACCAGGCUGCUGUCAUCUUCUCGAAUUGCUGUCCGACCAGAGCAGGACCGGUGUGAAAGCAAGAUUAGGAAGGUCAACGCUUUCGACUCAGUGGUUGGAUCCUUGGACUGCGCAAUGCUUGAAAGUGGGCAUCCACUACCUCCCCUUCCAACUCGAGACACUGGGUCUCCUCGAGUACACGUUGUCAAGGUGCCAGGUGGAGGUAGAGAAAAGCUCGUCAAGUCUCGGCGUAAGGUCGACCGCCAGAUCAGCGGAGAGAUUGUGAGGAAUUUUCUCGGGGCGGGAAUGAGAGAAGUGAAGAAGAUGGGGCGCAGAGUCGGUGGGUGGGGAGGUAGUAGCGAGGACUUGUUGCUGCCAGAUUACAAGUAG
Capronia coronata CBS 617.96 is the source of this 1917-nucleotide messenger RNA. RefSeq lists its product as uncharacterized. The transcript has 2 exons. The record is from RefSeq and is a predicted model, not a curated record. The coding region runs from base 1 to 1917 and encodes 638 amino acids. Lineage: Eukaryota; Fungi; Ascomycota; Eurotiomycetes; Chaetothyriales; Herpotrichiellaceae.